Hevea brasiliensis (rubber tree) is the source of this 3460-nucleotide messenger RNA. Its product is annotated as pentatricopeptide repeat-containing protein At5g14080. Gene Ontology annotation, molecular function: protein binding. The record is from RefSeq and is a predicted model, not a curated record. The coding region runs from base 81 to 2039 and encodes 652 amino acids. Lineage: Eukaryota; Viridiplantae; Streptophyta; Magnoliopsida; Malpighiales; Euphorbiaceae. The transcript has 3 exons.
AUUGUGGAGUUGCGAGUAUUUUCACCUUGUUUAAGAAUGGCGCGUCCGGCUAUGUGAGCGUUUUGUUCCUCAGUCAUGAGAUGAGACCAGCAAGCGAGAUUGCGACUCGCAUAAGCGAAGCUCUGAUUUCUGCGUCAAAGAAAGCAAACCCAGCUCUUUCAUGGACACCAUCGCUCGAGCGUAUUGUACACAGACUCGGAUGCCGGGACUCACUGAAUCCCUCACUCGUCGCCCAAGUCAUCGAUCCUUGCCUCUUGACUCAUCACUCUCUCGCACUCGGUUUCUUCAACUGGGCCUCUCAGCAACCCGGGUUUACUCACACCUCACUUACUUAUCAAUCAAUCCUGAAAUCUCUCUCUCUUUCUCGUCAAUUCAAUUCUAUAGAGUCUAUCUUAAGGCAAGUCAAAGCCCACAAAUUCGUCCUCGAUUCUUCAACUCAUCGCUUUGUUAUUAAUUCUUUAAUUCAAGGGAAGAAGACCCAGAGCGCAUUUUUGUUUUUUAGCGAGGUUAAAUCACAAAUUUUGGAUAUUGGGCCUGAGACAUGUAACUCGCUUUUGGCCGUAUUGGGUUCUGUAGGGUCUUUUGACAAUGCACUAAAGGUUUAUGAUGAAAUGACCAUGCGAGGUGUUCCUUUUAGCACUGUGGGUUUUGGCGUGUUUAUAUGGAGGUUUUGUAGAGAUGCUGAUUUGGGAAAAGUUUUGACUAUGUUAAAUCAAGUAAAAGAGGGUAAUUCAAUGAUUAACGGGUCGGUUAUUGCAGUUUUGAUUGUUCAUGGUCUUUGUCGGGCUUCCAGGGUGAGUGAGGCUUUGUGGGUAUUUAAUGAACUGAGAAUUAGAGACUGUAAACCAGAUUUUAUGGCAUAUAGGAUCGUGGCCGAAGCUUUUAGAUCACUGGGGAGUGUGGCUGAUGUGAUUAAGGUUUUGAAGAUGAAGAGGAAGCUAGGAGUGGCACCGAGGAGUAACGAUUAUAGAGAGUUCAUUUUGAGUUUGAUUAGGGAGAGAUUGUUAUAUGAAGCGAAAGAAUUAGGUGAAAUCAUUGUGCGCGGUAAUUUCCCAAUCGAAAUUGAUGUGUUGAAUGCAUUGAUAGGAUCGGUUUCCAGUAUUAACCCUUCUGCUGCGGUGUUGUUUUUUCAUUUCCUUGUUGGAAAAGGAAGGUUACCAACACUUUUAACCUUGAGCAACUUGAGCAGAAAUCUUUGUAGGCAUGGAAAGAUUGAUGAAAUGCUGGAGGUGUACCAUGUCUUGUCUUCAAACAAUUAUUUCUCUGACAUGGAGAGUUACAAUUUGAUAUUUUCAUUCUUUUGCAAGGUUGGGAGGGUAAGAGAGGCUUAUGGGAUUCUUCAGGAGAUGAAGAAGAAAGGAUUUGGCCCAGAUAUCGCAAUGUAUAAUUCUUUAAUUGAAGUGUGUUGUAGAGAAGAUUUAUUGCGUCCUGCUAAGAAGCUUUGGGAUGAGAUGUUUGCAAUUGGAUGUGGUGUGAAUUUAAAAACUUAUAAUAUUCUGAUUGCAAAAUUCUCCGAAAUAGCUGAAGUCGAAGAGGCAUUGAGACUCUUUAAUCACAUGUUGGAGAAAGGGAUGGCACCUGAUGCUGCAACUUAUGCAUUCCUCCUCAAAGGACUUUGUCAAGAUACCAAGUUUGAUGCUGCUGUUGAAAUCUUCAAUAAAUCAAUUAAUCAAGAUUUAGUGUUGGCACAAAGUAUAUUGAGCAUAUUCAUUCUAAACCUCUGCAGAAAAGGUCAAUUUCUUGUAGCUUCUGAGUUGCUCUGUGGCAUUGCUUAUGACAUAGGACAUUCAGAUUCCCAUGUUGUUUUGCUCAAAUGUUUAGCUGAUGCUGAAGAGGUUCCCAUUGCUGUUGAACAUUUGAAACGGAUUCAAGACAUGUCUCCUUCAAAGUUGCAAGUCAUAUAUACUGAGCUUUUGGCCUUGCUUUCUUCUUCUUCGAAACCAGAAUCUAUCUUAUGCUUGCUUCAAUCAAUCCGUGAACAACAAAUAGAUUCCAAUGGUGAUUCUUGGAAGCAUGUUUGCAGAAAAUCAUAUAGCUAAGGAUAAAAUUUUCAAAAACAACUAGCCAUCUGCAUGUCAGAAGCCAGAAGAUCACAAGUCAUUUGGCAUUUGUGGAUCACUAUAUCACUCUCUUAUAAAUUGGCAGAUCUUCUGCUUCCAAAUCUACUACUGUUCUACCACUCUAACAAUCUUCGUUUGUGGCAUUGUUGUGUUGUUGCACAACCAAGAUUGUAGUUUUGUCCAUGAACGGUGAUGAAGCCAACAAAUCACCAACUGUUCCUAACUCUUUGUGAUCAUUCCAAUCUGCAAGCCCCGAUAGAAGUGGUGAUCUGCUAUCAUGAUGCCUUCCAACUAUGACAAGUUCAUAGCAGUUUUCCAUUGAUCUAAUCACUGAAGUAGUCCCUGUCCCAUCCAUCACCACCUCCUCUAUGUAUAUUACUCUAUAAUUUCCUGCUGUAGCCAUUCUAAACUCACUCACCACUUCAUUAUCAGGCCUCCUUUCAGUGGCAUUAUCACCAGCAAUGCUUCCAUUUUCAAGGAGUCGUACCAUUGUCAGGUUGAUGCUGUGAUGUCCAGUCAUCCGUGCCCCUAUGGCCAGUGCCUCCCUAUCGUCAGGCCCGCCCAAGAAGAGAACGGCAACACGAUAUGAAGACUGAACAUUAAGGCUAGUCCUUUGUACAUUCUGAGGCCCACGAUCAACCAGGAUUGCAGUAGAGCAAGGUGCCUUGUCAAUGACAUUUUCAUUUGUUAUCUUAAUGGCCCUUUUGUGGGAAUUUGCUGCAUCACUCACUUGGAAUCUCUUGUGGAAAGGAACUAUAAUAAGGGAAGUCCUUUUGUCUAGUGCAAUUGUGCACACAUCAUCGUGCAUUGUUUUAGACGGACAAAUUGCAGUAUAAGGGUAAAGUGUAAUGAGACCGUGGUUACCAUCCUCAAAGCGUCUGAAUGCAUUGAUUACUUGUUCUGAGUUUUUGACCUUUUUUGAGGGCCUUUUGCUCAGCUUGUGGGGGAUGAGGAGGGGGUUUGCCUGGCCAACAAUCUCAAUGAGGUGGAGGAGAAAAACACAUACAGGGCUUCUUUUUGUGGGAUUUAAGACUUCAAGGAGUUUGAUGGCAGCAGGAACAUUUUCAUGUUCAUGGAUACAAACUAGCACUCGGAGUUCGAAAUUGGGUUUUAGGUUCAUCACAGUUCUUCUCCUAUAAACAGCAUACCUUCUUGAAGGAUCAUACAAGUGUUUAAUGAUAGGUGAGAUAGCUCCUGUUACAAGCAUCAUAGAUACGGCCAUGAUCACAAAAGCCUCAUUGUCUAUUGCCUGCACAUUAUCAGAAAUCCAAUUCAUCACAUUGGUUAAGGCAAUAGUCAUUUGUAAUUAUUUAUGGCAGAUACUGUCGUCACUCUUACUUGCAAUAAUAUAUACAUUAACACAUUGGUCAGGGGCAGUAAGAAUUAUGAAAGUUUGAUUA